CACCAUCAUAUAUUAAAACAACAAUGCGGUCAGCCAUUGACUUGCUUCGCCGCCUCCAUUUAUCUUAAGCCCAUUCGCCAUAAAUCCAAGCUGGUGGAAGGGCAUUUGAGCACGAGGAAUAGGAUAAAGCACGAGAGUAUUUAUGGCGGCGUCGAAGCUCCAAGCCUUCUGGAACCAUCCUGCUGGCCCUAAAACCAUUCACUUCUGGGCACCAACCUUUAAGUGGGGUAUCAGUAUAGCCAAUAUUGCUGACUUCUCUAAGCCACCAGAGAAACUUUCUUAUCCUCAGCAAAUAGCUGUUACAGCCACUGGAAUUAUCUGGUCACGUUACAGCACCGUGAUCACACCGAAGAACUGGAACCUUUUUAGCGUCAAUGUUGCAAUGGCAGGGACUGGCAUCUACCAAUUGACAAGAAAAAUACAGCACGAUUAUUUCUCAAAGGAGGAAGUGGCUGCUAUCGAAGAAUGAUGACGAAAUAUUACAUUAUUUGCCUCUGUGAUCACCUGAAUUUCCCUUACGUCCAUGUGUUGCCUCUUCCAAAUCUUACCUAGAAAGCGCUACCUGAAUUCCCUUUUUUAUUACAAAUCCAUUCAUACCCUUUAUUUUACUUUUGUACUUUUGUAGCCAUGAAACUGAAACUGUUUGGAAAAAUAUACGAGAUCUUGAUUUAUGCAA
Molecule: messenger RNA, 676 nt
Organism: Cucurbita maxima (winter squash)
Lineage: Eukaryota; Viridiplantae; Streptophyta; Magnoliopsida; Cucurbitales; Cucurbitaceae
Product: mitochondrial pyruvate carrier 4
Exons: 5
Coding region: 143-469 (108 amino acids)
Biological process (GO): pyruvate import into mitochondria
Cellular component (GO): mitochondrial inner membrane
Source: RefSeq, a predicted model, not a curated record